CAGAAAUUGUAUUGAAGGCUCAAAUCUUAGCUGGAGGAAGAGGAAAGGGUGUUUUCAGCAGUGGACUCAAAGGAGGUGUGCAUCUCACUAAGGACCCUACGGUUGUAGGACAACUUGCUCAACAGAUGAUUGGAUACAAUCUUACAACAAAGCAAACCCCAAAGGAUGGUGUUAAAGUUAAGAAGGUUAUGGUGGCAGAAGCACUGAACAUUUCAAGAGAAACCUAUUUUGCAAUAUUAAUGGAUCGCGCUUGCAAUGGACCGGUUCUGGUUGGCAGCCCAGAAGGUGGGGUUGACAUAGAAGAAGUGGCAGCUAAAAGCCCAGAGCUCAUCUUCAAGGAGGAAAUAGAUAUUUUUGAAGGUGUGCGAGAUGCUCAAGCUUUGAAGAUGGCAGAGAAUCUAGGAUUCAAAGCGCCUCUACGACAGCAGGCUGCCGAUCAAAUUAAAAAGCUGUAUAAUCUUUUCCUGAAAAUUGAUGCCACUCAAGUUGAAGUGAAUCCCUUUGGUGAAACUCCAGAAGGACAAGUUGUGUGCUUCGAUGCCAAGAUAAACUUUGAUGACAAUGCAGAAUUCAGGCAAAAAGACAUAUUUGCCAUGGAUGACAAGUCUGAGAAUGAUGCUUUUGAAAAUGAAGCUGCCCGUUACGACUUGAAGUAUAUAGGCAUGGAUGGAAAUAUUGCAUGUUUUGUCAAUGGAGCCGGGCUUGCUAUGGCAACCUGUGAUAUAAUUUACCUUAAUGGUGGAAAGCCUGCCAAUUUCCUGGAUCUAGGUGGAGGCGUGAAGGAAGCGCAAGUGUAUCAAGCAUUCAAAUUGCUCACUGCUGAUCCCAAGGUUGAAGCGAUUCUAGUCAAUAUUUUUGGUGGGAUUGUCAACUGUGCCAUUGUAGCCAACGGGAUCACCAAAGCCUGCCAGGAGCUUGAGCUGAAGGUGCCUUUGGUGAUCAGACUGGAAGGGACGAAUGUUCAUGAAGCCCAGCGCAUUCUGAAUGAAAGUGGACUUCCAAUAACUUCAGCAAGUGACCUUGAAGAUGCUGCCAAGAAGGCAGUGGCUAGUGUGACAAAGAAAUAAAAGCACUGCCAACAAAGAAAUCUCCAGUUCACAAUGGUUGACAUUCCCAAUGUUGCCUCAAAUUAUAUAUUUAGGAUUUAUAAUUGAACAUUGAGUAGGGUUAGAUCUGCCCUCUCUGCCUGAUAUUGAACUUACAAAAUGUCCAAUGUGUAAAAGUUCAGAUCUGUGUUAAUACUGAAGUCACAGGACCUGUGCUUUUCAAAUUAUUCUGACUAGCCUGUGAGCAACUACAAUUACGACCUACAGAUGUAAUCAUUCAGGUUUCUUCUGUAAUAUGUUCUUGUUCUUGACUUCUAAUUUUAAUAACGUAUUUGGUAUAUCUUUAUCAUCCAAGAGGAGUAAAAGCCAUGUCGAUUAUCAUGGUCAGGAUCUAACGAGCUGCAGCAUUAGUUCCAGUUGCCUAAGUGGCAUUUGACUUCAUAAUUCUCAAAAAGCAGCCCUGUUGUAGCAAAAUGUUUUUUUAAAAGAAGGUUAUAGUAUAGCAUGGGCAGUGCUGGCUCCAGGUUUUGGAGGAUCCUUUGAUAUGAUGCCUACAGUGGACCAUGCUCCCUGAUGAGCCCACUGUUUUGCUACUGCCUACUCAUUUACCCUCUCCCUUUGGGUCCAAUCCUCUCUGCCACCCACAGUGAGAAGGUGAGAUGAAUGGUCUCUCAGAUGGGGCCAACAAGUAGAUCAGAACUGCAAACAGGAGAAGUUAUGAACCAGUGGGCUCGUAUCUUGUCAUAUGGGCCCUUUGCUUGGUUAUGGCAAAGUGCAGUACAACACCGGCAUAAAAUGGCCCUAGACGUGAGACCCGCUGUUUGAAGGGGAAAAAGUAACAGUCCCACUGGAUAUAUCCAUUGUCUUGGGCAUGCCAGAAGCAGCUCUUUGGAUCCCAUUCAUUAUGUUAUUAAUGAACUUUUCCAGUUGUUCAUAUUAUGUCAUUUGAGCCAAAUUAAUGGGAAUAGUUUUUUGUUGCUGUUGUUUUUCAUAUAGCGAAUGUGCUUGUUUCACACAUGCCUUAAUGAAGUACUUCUGCUUUGAUACUCAGUGUGUACCUCACACCAGAUGAAAAGCGGAAAGUGUAGUUGUGUGGAAGAGUCCCAUUUGUAUGCUGUACCAUAAAUGAAUGACUAUCUUGUGAACACUUUGAAAUAUUGAAGGGGAAACACACUAUAUCCUCAUGUUAUGGUGCCAUGUGUGUCCAUCUAAUAACUGACUGUGAGUUUCUGGAAUCAAUGUGAGUAGUAGUAGAACUGCCAUUCAUAGCAUACGGAAGAAUACACUCUCUUUAGGGUUUAGGCCUGUGAUGUGAAAAGAAACACUAUUGUGAAAAAACCUGGAAUCCAGCUGAAGAAAAGCACAUUCUAAGUUCCAUUGGUUUCAAUUGAAAUGUUAAAAAUAUGUGCUUUACUGUCAGUUUGAAGUUAUUUGAACUUAAAAGUACUUAAUAUUGGCUUGAUUAUGCUUUUGCCGUGUGGAAAAAAUACAUGUGAAAAGAAAAAAGAUGCAGCGAAACCCUUUUUUCAUCUCAGUAACUGUUUCAGUGUGCUUGUUUGAUUUGACUCUGGAAGGCAACUGUGUUGUAGAUGCUGGUUAUUUACAUAAGUUAUCCAAUCAGGAAAUAGAGAUAUAAGCAACAUUGCUCCACUGACACAAAUCAGAAAUUCAGUUUUGAUUUUCUUUAAAUAUAUUUAGUAAAGAUGUGGAAAACCUGUAAUUUAAUAAAAUAUGAAUUUUAUCUAAUA
This is a messenger RNA of Gekko japonicus, 2794 nucleotides long. RefSeq names its product succinate-CoA ligase, GDP-forming, beta subunit (gene SUCLG2). The record is from RefSeq and is a predicted model, not a curated record. Gene Ontology annotation, biological process: succinyl-CoA metabolic process; tricarboxylic acid cycle. Gene Ontology annotation, molecular function: succinate-CoA ligase (GDP-forming) activity. Gene Ontology annotation, cellular component: mitochondrion; succinate-CoA ligase complex. The transcript is spliced from 9 exons. The coding region runs from base 126 to 1067 and encodes 313 amino acids. Lineage: Eukaryota; Metazoa; Chordata; Lepidosauria; Squamata; Gekkonidae.